ACCGAGGGUGUUCCCGGAGCCGUCCGCGGGUGUGAACCCGCACACGGCCGUGCGCGCAGGGAGCGCAGCGCGCAUGCUCCGCGUUACGCAAAGCGCGCAGGCUGCGCCGCUUGCGGGCACUGAGCGUAGGGCGAGGGACGGGCCCGAGCGGCGGCGGCGCCGCGUGACUCAGUGAAAAUGAAGAAUUUCUAUAUUUUUAUUGUUUUCCUGUUCAUCCCGUGGAAUUUUUCUGUGGCAAAAUACAAUGAGUUUGAGGAUGGAGAUGACAUAAUGGAAUAUGAUGAUAAUGACUUUGCUGAAUUUGAAGAUGUUAACGAAGAUGCAGUCACAGAGUCUCCUCAGAGGAUCAUCACUACAGAAGAUGAUGAAGAAGAAGCCACUGUGGAGCUCGAAGGUCAGGAUGAGAAUCAGGAAGACUUUGAUGAUGCAGAUGCACAGGAAGGUGAUACCGAGAGCGAACCAUAUGAUGAUGAGGAGUUUGAAGGCUAUGAAGAGAAACCAGAUGCAUCCCAUAGCAAAAAUAAAGACCCAAUAACAAUAGUUAACGUUCCUGCUCACCUUCAAAACAGCUGGGAGAGUUACUACAUGGAGAUCCUGAUGGUAACAGGUCUUCUGGCAUACAUCAUGAAUUACAUCAUUGGGAAGAACAAAAACAACCGCCUGGCUCAUGCAUGGUUCAAUACUCACAGGGAGCUGCUAGAAAGUAACUUUGCUCUUGUUGGGGAUGAUGGCACUAAUAAAGAAGCUACAAGCACUGGGAAACUAAAUCAGGAAAAUGAACACAUCUAUAACUUGUGGUGCUCUGGAAGGGUGUGCUGUGAAGGAAUGCUCAUCCAGUUAAAGUUCCUCAAGAGACAAGACCUCCUGAACGUUCUUGCACGCAUGAUGAGGCCAGCUUCUGACCAAGUGCAAAUAAAAGUAACCAUGAAUGAUGAAGAUAUGGACACCUACGUGUUUGCUGUUGGGACAAGAAAAGCACUGGUGCGACUUCAGAAGGAAAUGCAGGACCUGAGCGAGUUCUGCAGUGAUAAACCCAAGUCUGGUGCAAGAUACGGGCUUCCAGAUUCACUGGCCAUCUUGUCGGAGAUGGGGGAGGUCACAGAGGGAAUGAUGGACGCCAAGAUGAUACAUUUCCUCACACAUUAUGCUGACAAGAUCGAGUCCGUCCAAUUCUCGGACCAGUUCUCCGGUCCAAAACUUAUGCAAGAGGAGGGGCAGCUUACAAAACUGCCUGAAACCAAGAAGACACUUCUGUUUACAUUUAAUGUGCCUGGUUCAGGCAACACUUCCCCAAAGGACAUGGAGUCUUUGCUGCCCCUGAUGAGCAUGGUUAUCUACUGUAUUGACAAAGCGAAGAAGUUCCGUCUGAACAGAGAGGGUAAACAAAAAGCUGACAAGAACAGGGCUCGUGUGGAAGAGAACUUCCUUAAGCUGACUCACGUGCAAAGGCAGGAGGCUGCUCAGUCCCGUCGAGAGGAGAAGAAACGGGCAGAGAAGGAGAGAAUCAUGAACGAAGAGGAUCCUGAAAAGCAGCGGAGGCUGGAGGAAGCAGCUUUGCGGCGUGAGCAGAAGAAGCUUGAGAAGAAGCAGAUGAAGAUGAAGCAGAUCAAAGUGAAAGCAAUGUGACUCCAUGGGGAGCAAUGUCUCAGUGCCACCUGCAGAAUUGGAAUCCACAGGGUACAAAGAUCUACUUAACUCCAUAAUCCUACACUUUGAACACUAAUAGCCAUUAAGAGAAAUGUUCCUUGGCAUUGGUGUUACUUAUUUAAGUAUUCCAGCAACAUGCAGGUGUAUGUAGAGAUCUUUGUCUCGGCAGUUUUACUCCAGGUGGUACAUUUGCUACUUGUCUAAGAAAAAAAAUUGCAAUAGUCUUGAAUGCUCUUUGUCAUUUGUUCUUUAAAACCAGAAGGCUGUAAAGUCCUCUGGUUUUACUGUCCACAUGUGCUGGUAACAUACUCAUGCUUUGGUUUUAAACUUUGGGUUUAGUUCUUGGGAGGGAAGGGGGGGAACUUUAGGGGAGGAAAACUGCACAAGAAACUGUGCAUUUAUUUGCAUUAAGCUUGUAAAGGCACAAAACUUAGAGCCUUCCAUACACAGUAUGGAUUCUUCAGGGAUUUCAGCCCAGUAGAAUAGAAGUGCUUUUUGUUUUCUUUGUUUUUUACAACCAAGGGACUGAAACAGUGUUAGGUCACCUGUGGGCAUGAUGUGUAAACCAGAUGGGUUAGAGAGGAGGGAAUAGGCUAUGUGAACAGUUUCCUACUUGUGGUUUUGAAGGCCACAAGUACAAUGUGAAGUGUGUAAUGUCAACGUGGUGGUUCUUCAGGAGCAUGUGGUGAGUUAGCAGCUUCAACAAGCUUUCCUUGAGCAUUUUCAACUAUACAAGUUUGCCUCAAACCCGCUUGAUUUCAGCAGCUGCUGCCUAGUUCCCUUCGGCCAGAGCUAGAUUCAGUGAAUAACUGCAACUGCCAAUUUCCCCAAGCAAGUAAAAACGUUUUGGGGGUAUGUGAAUCCGCUUCAAUGAUCACUUCAGGUUUUGAAGCUAAAUGGGGAGCAUGAAGUGAAUGCCCCAGUGCAAGCACUUUGCUGAGAGAGCCCUGCAUUUUAUAAAUGCUUCCUGUCUAGAAGGCGUUUUAUUGUUGCUUGUAACAGACUUUACACAGUUUUGUGGGGAAAACAGGAUCUUGCAUUUUCUUGUUGAAUACUGUGUGCAAACUUGGUUCAGAGGCAAUAAGAAUGAGCUGCUGUUGAAACAGCAACUGCUUAAAUUUCGUCCAGCAUGGGCUACUUCACACUGAAUUAAAUGCAAAUGUCUGUAACCUGAUACAUGCAAAUACAUUAAUUUUAUAAUGGGUGGUAAAAUUAUUUAAAACCAAAACUAAUGUAGAUGAUGUGAAAUUUUAGCACUAUUUAGCUUUAAAGAUGACUACAGCAUUGUUCCACAACGGUCUUGGAAAGGUAAUGCUGGUUUGUGCUCUUUAAGUGGACAGCUUUCCUGAAGUCCCAUAUGUCUGUGGGCUGUGGCAGCUAAUUUUGUACUAUGAACAUUGAAACGAACAAUCUAAUGAAGAGUAAAAAGAGAACUGAAACACUC
Molecule: messenger RNA, 3091 nt
Organism: Pezoporus occidentalis (night parrot)
Lineage: Eukaryota; Metazoa; Chordata; Aves; Psittaciformes; Psittacidae
Gene: CCDC47
Product: coiled-coil domain containing 47
Exons: 13
Coding region: 178-1626 (482 amino acids)
Biological process (GO): endoplasmic reticulum calcium ion homeostasis
Cellular component (GO): endoplasmic reticulum
Molecular function (GO): calcium ion binding
Source: RefSeq, a predicted model, not a curated record